UCCGACGUCCUAUCCCAGCCUGUGCAGCCUCAGGGCUGGAGCCAGGAGGCAAGCGAGGCCGUGUGCGAGGCUCCUGGAAGAGCUCUCAGCCCAGCUGCUGGCAGCAAGACAUGCGCAUUGCAGGGCGCCCUCUCACCCUCUCAGCUAUGCCAAGUAUGUGAGCAGCAGAAGAGAACAGCGAGACGCGCGCACGGACCAACUGCUAGACCAUGGGGCGCUCCUGCCAGCGGGAGGACGGGCUGCUGCGCUUGUCGCUGCCGCCUGCUUCAGAGGAUCACCCAGCGGUACCCUUCUGCGCGGCGGCAACCGCAAGCAACUAACUGAAGGAGGAGCGGCGGCGGCGACCAGGCAUGGCUGACCCUCUGCGCAGGACUCUCUCCAAGCUGCGGGGCAGGCGGUCGCAGCGAGAUGCAAGAGGCGCGGGGGAAGCCUCCGGGCACCCCAAUGGUGGAGGCAGUAGCCGCGGCGGCGGCGGCGGCGGCGUCCUUCAAGGUGAAGCCCAGCAGAGUCUGCAGCAGCAAGAAAACGGGAUGACGGUCACGCCGUGCGCUCUUCUGGGCAGCCCAGCAGGCGGCGGCGAGGUCCUCGUGUCCCCGCUGGAGGACCUGGGGCUGCGGGAGUCGGCUGCUUGGUCCCGGCGGGGAAAGGCGGUGAUGCCUGGGCAAGACUUCUCUGGAACCACCAUUGCCCAUCCUUGCGCUCCGGGAAACUGCGUGGAAGAGACCCCGCUGUCGCCGUCUAGCCCCCAAGGGCUCCGUGCGCCUCCGGCGGCCGAGCUCUGUUUCUCCUCUUCCCCUUUUUUCCCGAGGGGCACGGACUCUGGAUCUGCCCUGGAGCGCGGCGGCGGGAGCGAAGAAGACGAUUACUAUGAUAACCAGAACCUACCCGGUUGGGGCUGCCCAAAAGUGUCCCGAUCGCAGGAAAAGGCGCGGGGAAACAUGGAGGGCAGCGUGGCCACCUUUGCUGCUGCUGAUGGUGGUGGCGGCGGCGUCCACAACCGAGCCAGGGCACGGGAGAGUACCGGCAGACUACGAAGCCAGCUGCAGGAGGCCUAUUACCUGCUGAUCCACGCCAUGCACGACCUGCCCCCGGCCAGCCCCACGGUCGGGGUCCGCUCUCCUCAACCUGCUGCCCACCCACCCUCUUCCUUCUUGCCCGAGUCUUUCUCGUGCGCAGACGGCGGCUCAUCUCAGCUGCAAGUACCCAAUCCUGGCUUCCAAGCCUCAGCCAGGGACCCUGCCUGGCGCCAGGGCAUCAGCAAGAGCCUGGAGAGCCUCCUCUUUGCUCAGCCCUCCGCCAAACCGCCGUCCUUGCGAAGGUGCAGCAGCGACAGCGCGCUACGAUCCCUGCUCCAAAAGCCUUUGCCGCUCCAGGGCCACCUGCUGCAGCAACUACAGCAGCCGGGCACAAGGCGGGAAGCCUGUUUCCUCGCAGCUGCCGCCGCCUGCUCUGGCGAUAGCAGCUGCGAGCAAAGCCCCAGCAGCCGACGCGUUUGCGAGACGCAUCCGUUGGCGCCCCGGGAUGACUUGGCGCAGAUGCUGCUCCCGAAGUUUGGCCCGAAGCUCUGCACCGCCCUGGAUGAGGCAGUGGCGUUGAAGGGCACUAUGGCUCCAGCAGCGGCCUGCAGCGAUAGGAGUCAUGAGGGCCCCACAGCAAAUGCCCCUGGGGCCCCCUUCAAGCCUCCAGCGGUGACGGUUAGGAAGCUGCAGAAAUGGAUGUACAAAGGACGCCUCCUCUCCUUGGGCAUGAAAGGCCGCAGUGGGGCAGCUGGGCCUUCCUCCCCUUCCUCUCCCACAAAAGCCACCAGGACCUGCGGGCCAGCAACUCCACCUCCUGCCCCUUUGAGGGGGCAAGGCGACAAAGCCUUAGUAUCCCCUUCAGACCAAAGAAUCUUGCUGACAGAUUUGAUUGAAACUGUUUACAUACCCUCUGUGAGCAGAAGAGAACUUAAGAACUUUAAAUCCACUGAACUUUCUGAAUGCAGGCCUAGGAUUGCUAGCAUCACAGUAUCCAAGAAACGUAACUGGUUACAUCAAAGUUCCCCAAGAGUGCCUAAUUUGGAAAAAGGAAACUCCUAUAAGAAAAUGUCAAGGGAAAUACACCAGACACUGAAAUCUCCUAGUCCCUUGCUUGAGCCGAAGAUGUCUCAGACUUUUUCCAAACUUCUAGGGCAUGAAAGCCCUAAAAGAAGAGUUGGCUCUGUACAUGCUGCUGAGAAUGGGACGAGCUCUUUGGCACUGCGAAACUGUACGUUAGAUUUUGGUGAUGAUAAUGAUGCAGAUGAUGAAGGAGAAAUAUGGUACAAUCCUAUCCCUGAAGAUGAUGAGCCUGAUUUCCCUUGUUUUAUUCAUGGUAAUGCUGAUCGUUUGGACUCUCAAGCCAUGAAUUACAAGAUGCCCUCUGGGAAUGACUUGGUUAAAGUCAUAGGACAUAAUGAAGGCCCUCCAUGCUUCUCAGACCUUGUUGGAAAUGCUCUACCCAGGGAAAUUAAUCACAUAGAUUGUAUACAUUCCAUGGAACAUUUGCAAGUACACAAGCAAAAGCCUGCAUGCAGUAUUCAAACUGGGUUUGCAAUGGAAGAUAGUCCUACAUUAAAAGGUACUUUGGGAGGGCCUGGAAUCUUGCCUGCAAGCAAGCCUGAGACGGGAGCAGCAGAAUAUUCUCCUCCAAGUCCUAACCCUUUGAAAAAAGGUGGUUCAAUAAACUGGCCUUUCCCUGAUAAAAUAAAAUCCCCGAGAACGGUGAGGAAACUUUCCAUUAAGAUGAAAAAAUUGCCAGAGCUGAGUAGGAAGCUGAGUGUCAAAGGAAAUUCGAGCCAUAGUAGCACAGACAAUUCUUCGCUGCUUAAAAAUAAUUGCCAGGUUAUAGGUCAUGGACCCUUACCCUCUUCUGGGAACAUUAUGGCAGCAGCUAGCAGGAACGUUAUAAGCCGGUACCAUCUUGAUAGCAGUGUGUCCUCCCAACACAACUGCAAAAAGAAAAGCGGUGGAAGUUCCAAAUCAUCCAGCAAAGGGGGCUACCUCAGUGAUGGAGACUCUCCUGAGCUUAUAACAAAAUCAGGAAAACACAGCAUUGAAAGCCAGGCUGGGAAAGAAAAAGAAGCAUUUCCAAGCAACAAUGGUAAUAAGACAGAAAUAGACAUUGAUGCUUUUAGACACUACAGUUUUGUUGACCAACCCAAAUGUUCCCAAUACAUAUCUGGACUCAUGAGCAUUCAUUUCUAUGGUGCGGAGGAUCUGAAACCACCACGGAUGGACUCAAAAGAUGUCUUCUGUGCAAUUCAGGUGGAUUCAGUAAAUAAAGCCAGGACUGCCUUGCUGACGUGCAGAACAACUUUUUUAGACAUGGACCAUACUUUCAAUAUAGAAAUAGAAAAUGCCCAACAUUUAAAAUUAGUGGUUUUCAGUUGGGAGCCCACACCAAGGAAAAAUCGGGUCUGCUGCCAUGGUACGGUGGUUCUCCCUGCACUUUUCCGAGUGACAAAGACUCAUCAGUUGGCAGUAAAGCUGGAGCCUAGAGGUAUUAUUUAUGUCAAGCUGACCCUUCUGGAACAGUGGGAGAACUCUCUCAAUGGAUUAAAUGGAGAACGAGAACCAGUAAUGUUUGGGGUGGAUGCCUGGAAAGUUGUUGAGAAGGAAAAUAUAGGCUUGAUGGUGCCCCUGUUGAUGAAGAAGUGCAUUAUAGAGAUUGAAAAAAGAGGCUGCCAGGUUGUAGGUCUGUACCGUUUAUGUGGCUCAGCAGCUGUCAAGAAAGAGCUCCGAGAGGCAUUUGAGAAGGAUAGCAAAGCUGUUACUCUCUAUGAAACCCAAUACCCAGAUAUAAAUGUGAUAACAGGUGUCCUCAAGGACUAUUUAAGAGAGCUGCCUUCUCCCUUGAUAACCAAACAACUCUAUGAAGCAGUAUUGGAUGCCAUGGUAAAAAAACCCUUGAAAAUGACAGCAAAUGGAUGUGAUAAUGACCCUAGUGAUUCUGAGCAUACAGUGACUCUCUUGGAUUGCCUGCCAGAAGUUGAAAGGGCAACACUAAAGAUGCUGUUGGACCAUCUGAAAUUGGUGGCUUCAUACCAUGAAGUAAACAGAAUGACAUGCCAGAACUUAGCUGUAUGUUUUGGGCCUGUGUUACUGAGCCAGCGGCAGGAAACCACCAAUCAUAACAACAGAGUUUUCACUGAUUCAGAAGAGCUUGCCAGUGCCUUGGACUUCAAAAAACACAUAGAAGUUUUACAUUACCUACUCCAGCUGUGGCCAGUGCAACAUUCAGCUGUCAAAGAAUCUGCAUUGCCUGAACAGCAGUCUUCUGUGACUUAUCUGAGACCUAAGAAGCAACGGCCUCAAAUGUUGAACUUGAGCAGUACUGAGAUGUCAGGCAUCCUGAGGUCCAGGCCAGCCAGACUGGAUAGCCCUUCAAGUAACCGCUAUGCUGGAGACUGGAGUGAUUGUGGGGAGAGAUACUUCAUAAGCCCCAAAGAGGCUCUGAAUGAAGCAGACUACGAUGAGGUUCCUUCAGAAGAUGCAGAAAGUGGGGAUGAUGGCAGCAGAGUUGUUGGUCCAGAUAAGCUGACUGAACGACCCCACUGCAUGUCCAAAGAACAUACAUUUCAGGCCUAUUUGAGAGUGCAGACAAUGGAUUCUGCAGUGGACCACAGAGUAAACCUCAAAGAUCUGCAGGAAAGCAUUGAUACUCUGAUAGGAAACCUGGAACGGGAACUCAAUAAAAACAAGCUUAAUAUCAGUUAUUAAUGAUUAAUCUCCCUCUGCAACAACUUCCUGUUUGCUGUCACCUUUUUCCUGUUUCUUCCUCAAAAGAGGGGAGGCAGAGAACGCCCAGCCUUGGUGGGGGUGCAGAUAUUUUCAUGGCAUUGUGCAGUGGUUUUGAUUCACCAUAGGGUUAGUGCAUUCAUAUUACACAGUCUGUUCUGCUUUGUCAUUCCUCCUUUCUCUCCCCGUCCCCCCUUCUCAUUUGAAGAAGGUAUCGGCUUGACCUUCUGGGUUUGAAAAAAAAUGUUCCUUUUUGUGAGAUAAUUCUAGAAUUUCCUUUUCCCCUUCAAGGUACUAUGCACUUAUGAAGUUUGGACAAUUUAUGCAAGAUAUGCAAGGCAUCAUCUCUGUCUAUAUUACACAGGAACAACGGUCACUUGUUCCUGAAAUUUUACCCCUGAUACGGAUGUUCUUCCAGAAGGGAGGAUUAAUGUUGCUGCUUACGUGAUAAUUUGCAGCACAAACUGCAGGUAGAUCAUGUUCUACCAUAUUUGACACCUUCUUCACUUGCAAUGCAAAGGCUGCUAUGAAAAUUAAAUGCUUUUUAUAUAUAUCUAUAUAGCUAUAUAUGAAAACGUUAAUUGUACAAAUAUUAAUGUAUUCCUGUAUUAACGCUUUCCUGCAAUUAUUUAAACGUGAAAAAAAUAAAUAUUUUUCUAACUUUUUGUUUUAUACAUAUUUAUAUUUUAAAAGCAUUGGGCUCAAUCCACUCCAUUUUGGGUACAGUGCCUGUAUGUGGAGAGUUCACCAUAGGCCCCCUCUCUCUCCUUCCUGCUCUCUCCUCUGUUUUGGCCAUGCUAAGCUGUUUCCCACUGACCAGCUGAUAAGCAGAAAGGGGCCAGAUCAAAUCCAGCUGCAGGCCAAGUGUGGCCCAAGGGUUCCCCUCCCCUGUAAUAGAGCAUAAAAUGCGGACAACACCUCAUGCAGGCAGCAUAAUAGGCCAUUGUUGGAAACAGAAGGAUUGGGCACGCCAUGCAUCCCAUAUUGUGUCCAGCCUUCCCCUUUCCCCACCUCAAGUCAAGAAGUAGAACCUUACAGGACAGGGGAAGCUCUGUUAUGCCCUAUGGGAGAGCCUGUGGCUGCCUAGGUCAAACCCUUUGUGCAUAGGUAUUUUGGAAAAGGGGCAUAUUAGAAAUGAAUACACACGUAGCUUCUAAAACAGUACUCUUCAACCUUGGCUUCCCAGUUGUUGUUGAACUACAGUUCCCAUCAUGCCCCAGUCACCUUAGCCAAUGAUCAGGGAUUAUGGGAGUUGUAAUCCAACAACACCUGGGGACCCAAGGUUGAAGAACACUGUUCUAAAAGAGACCUGCAUUGUGUGAUGCCAAAAUAAGUAACCAGAUAAGCGGUGGUGGGCAUGUACUGGACCAGAGGAGACUUGCUGUACAGCUGUGAAGCGUUUGAGGGUGACAGCUGACACUGAUGUCUUAUUGCCCAGAUAAUAUGGUGCGUUUGUUGCAUCAUUUUGCCAGUUGUGCGCUUUCUAUUUUGAUACUACACAUUCUUAAAAUUUCUAGACAAGCUUUUAGAAAUGAGAAUGAUUGCCCAGGUUUAAUACAAAUAUGCAUAGGAUUGUAUUCAGCAUAUUGCGCAAUUGAGUGUUCUCCCCCUCUCCUUCCCCUAUGUGCCCCCUAAAACUGUUCUGGGGGUUCCCCCAACCCUCUGGAACUGAUUGGGGACAGCAUGGGGUACAUACAGGGAGGAGGGGAAGAAAUCCCCAUGCACUAACGCUUCUGUUUAGUUGAAUACCACCCAUAUUGUUUGAAAGGUACACCACCCCAAAUACAGAUACUUGUAACUUGUCCAAAGUUCAACCAGAUUCUAACACUGGACCAAGUAGUAUUUCAUGCGGGUUUGAAGGUCAUCGCUUUAUUAAUGUCAAAAGUUCAGAACAUAUGUGUGCAAAAAAACCCCAUGAGAUAUAAAUUAGGCUGAAUUUGAAGACUUAUGUUGCUUUUUGUUUGAGCCUCAUACAGUAGACUUAAUUCAAAAGUGUAGAUCUCUAUGCCGAAUCAUGUAUGGUAGGUCUGUAUGUCAGUACCCUUUGAUUGCAAAUUUAGAGCCCUAACUCUGUAUAUUACUAUUUUUGUCCUAAAUCAGGGCUAAGGAAUUGUGGUCCUUCAGAUGUUGUUGGGCUCCAGCUCCCAUCAGUCCCAACCAGCCUGGCCAAUGAUCAGGGAUGAUAGGAGAUGUAGUCCAGCGACAUCUGGAGGGCCACCGAUUCCCUUGCCUUGCCCUAAAUCAACCUUCCCCACAUCUGUAAUCGAGAUGUUUUAGACUACAACUUGCAUAAUCCUUGGCCAUUGGCUAUGCUAGCUGCAUCUGUUCAGAGUCCGAAUCCAACAACAUCUGUAGGGUGCCAGGUUGAGGAAGGCUGACCUAAACAGAGAGUUUUGCCAAUAUUUCAUGCUAACCAGGCUGGCUGCUAGUUGGGGAUGUCCCUAUAUAGUGCCCCCAUAGUUGGGGAUGUGGUCAUUACUCCCAUAAACUGUGUCAAAUGUCAGCCAUUAUGUACUGAGUUGCAUGGGACUUUAAAAGAGACCGUGGCAUGAUCAAGUAAGACAGAAUCUCCAUCUCUCCCUCCCUCCCCAUAAAAAUAUAUAAUUAAUUUAUACUACUGUAGGGGGGCCGUAAUUGUGCUGUGAUUGUAUUCUAUAGCUUACUAGCAGCGUGAUCCUUAACAUAUUUAUUCAGAAGUUGAGUCUUGCUGAGUUCAGUUGAGUAAGUUUAGGAUUGCAGCGACAGUGCUAUACAUAGCCAAUUCAGGUCUACCUUUGUGUUCAAAGUUGCUGACAUGGACUAGUUAGGAGAUCAGACAGUUCAGGUUCUCUGAAAUUAUAAGGCUGGUUUACAACUUGUAGGUGGUACAAAGAGUGGAGUCUUGUGAUGGUGUAUGUGCCCCUACCCCCACAUGCAUGUAGAACAGGCCUUAUGAUCAAACACAUGCUUGUGCACAUCUUACCCAAGUAGUCUGUACACUUUGAAAAUCGGUGUACAGAUUGUAGGGGAUGGGUGUAUGUAUUUAGGGGAUACAUAAUGUAUGUGUCAAAUUGCAAUACACAUUGGAGAGCUAAUAUGAUGUAGUGGUUAGUGUUGGACUGGGACCUGGGAGACCCAGGUCCCCACUCAGUCAAGGGGUUCAGAUUCCAGAGAGCUCACUGGGUGACUUAGCCAGGAAGCUCACUGGGUGACCUUGGGCCAGUCACUGUCUCUCAGCCUAACCUACCUCACAGGGUUGUUGUGAGGAUAAAAUUGAGAGGGGGAGAACCAUGUUUGUAUGCCACCUUGAGCUCCGUGGAGGAAAGGUGUGAUAUAAAUGUAAUAAUAAAGUAAGUAGUAAUAAAAUAUUCUACGUGUGUAAGAAAUAUACAUAAGCCCAAGGUCCCCAUGCCCUGGUGCAUGUAAAUUCUGGUGUCAAGUGGCUCUUCAUUUGCAUGCAAAUGAUUGGAAGGAGUCCACAUAAGAGUGCCCCAGAAUAUAGCCUCCUGGGUCUACUCCUGUACUGAAUAAGACAGCUCUUGGGUAUCUUAUGCAAAGAUGUAUGAACAGAGAGAGGGUGAAGGGAGGAAAAGGUAGUCAUAUUGGUCUAAGUGGGAUAUUUCAGGUGUUCUUAAAGCUUUGUUGAUACUUACACCACUUUAGGCCUCCCCCCCAGCUCACUUUUUGUAAAAAAGGUUGACAUGUGAAUGGAAAGAGUGCCUCUUUAAAAUAAUAUGUCUAAAGUCCUGAAAACAUUUUGAAGUUUUUGAUAUUUGCUUUAAUACCAGAAAUAUUCAAAAAAGACAUAUCAGUUUACUUUUUAUCCUGCCAGUUAUGUUAGGCUGAUAUUGGCAACUCCUCAGCCCUGCCUUUGGAAGGAUGAAUGCGACAAACCUUUUUUAAACUUAUCCUCAAAAGUUUGAUAUCUUAGUAGUUAACCAAAGCAAAUGCAAGUCUUAUGCAAAUCUAAACUAAAACUAAAAGUCUAAACUAAAAGUGAACUUCUAUCCUCUGUCUAGCAAUAAGACCCAGGCAAUAAAAAUUAUACAACCAAUUGCCUCCUAAAAAACAAAGGCCGGGGGCUUAGUAAUGUAGAUUAUUUAAGCUUUUAAAUGGAAAUACUUUAUAAAAAUAUGAGUUAGCAAAGGGUUUGUUAAAGAGUGUUUUGUAUCUUACAUACUCAACAUACUGUUUUACUUCUUUAUUGUGUCAUUGGCCCGUCUUGGCCUAUGGACCUGGUGUAAAUGCUAUUUUAACUUGUUUGUGUUCUCCUUAUAUAUUGUCUGGCUACUAUAAUUUUUUUAGUUAUUUAUUUACAAUAGGAUGACUGAAUUUGGUGCAUGGUUUUCACCAUAUGUUUUUGAAAUAUCACCGCAUUUUUCCCAGUCUCAUUUUUAUUAAUUUAUUAUUGUUGGUGUCGCCAUACACAAUACAGUCAUUGCAACUCAAUAACAAUGGUACUGUUUGAAAAUUUUAACCUGAAGCAUUUAUUGAUAAGCUGAUGU
Rhineura floridana is the source of this 9241-nucleotide messenger RNA. It is a transcript of the gene SYDE2, whose product is annotated as synapse defective Rho GTPase homolog 2. Bases 351 to 4739 code for a protein of 1462 amino acids. The record is from RefSeq and is a predicted model, not a curated record. The transcript has 7 exons. Gene Ontology annotation, biological process: signal transduction. NCBI's taxonomy places the organism in Eukaryota, Metazoa, Chordata, Lepidosauria, Squamata, Rhineuridae.